AUGCGUGUUCGGCGCAUGUCCAGGUCGGAAAUAGGGAUAUCGCUGUUUGGGAAACAGGGAUAUCGCUGUUUGGGGCCGUGUCGGUGCUUCACGUUCUCGGGGGAAACUGUUGGCAUUAUUGGGCUAGGAAGGAUUGGCCAAGCAAUUGCUAAGAGAGCCGAAGGAUUCAACUGUCCCAUAUGCUACUACUCUAGAACUGAAAAAAGAGACUCAAAAUACAAGUACUAUCCAAGUGUUGUAGAACUAGCAUCUAAGUGCGAGAUACUGGUAGUUGCUUGCCCACUAACGGAGGAAACUCAUCACAUCAUCAACAGGGAGGUGAUCAAUGCACUGGGUCCCAAGGGUUAUCUUAUUAACAUUGGACGAGGCAAGCAUGUUGAUGAGGCAGAGUUAGUGCCAGCACUGCUAGAAGGUCGUUUGGGUGGUGCUGGGCUAGAUGUGUUUGAAAAUGAGCCUACUGUUCCAGAAGAAUUAUUCGGGCUUGAAAACGUUGUCUUGUUGCCCCAUGUUGCGGGUUUUUGUCAUCUCUAA
Messenger RNA from Glycine soja, 531 nucleotides. RefSeq names its product hydroxyphenylpyruvate reductase-like. The record is from RefSeq and is a predicted model, not a curated record. The transcript is spliced from 2 exons. Gene Ontology annotation, cellular component: cytosol. Gene Ontology annotation, molecular function: NAD binding; glyoxylate reductase (NADPH) activity; hydroxypyruvate reductase [NAD(P)H] activity. The coding region runs from base 1 to 531 and encodes 176 amino acids. Lineage: Eukaryota; Viridiplantae; Streptophyta; Magnoliopsida; Fabales; Fabaceae.